Teleopsis dalmanni is the source of this 2815-nucleotide messenger RNA. It is a transcript of the gene Ssrp, whose product is annotated as FACT complex subunit Ssrp1. NCBI's taxonomy places the organism in Eukaryota, Metazoa, Arthropoda, Insecta, Diptera, Diopsidae. The transcript has 7 exons. The record is from RefSeq and is a predicted model, not a curated record. The coding region runs from base 399 to 2597 and encodes 732 amino acids. Gene Ontology annotation, cellular component: nucleus; FACT complex. Gene Ontology annotation, molecular function: DNA binding; histone binding; nucleosome binding.
AUUUUAAAUAUUUGUCACAUGUUUUAUAUGUAAUAUCAAAAUAAGCAAGAGUUAAGCUGUAAACAAACGUACUGAUAAAGCCGUGUGCAGUUCAUGUCCCUAUAAUUUUUGCGUGAUUGCAUUUUUGCAUUUCAGUAAAUAUAGAUCUCUGCCUCUGUGAAUAUGUCCAAAACUGAAUGUCAAAACAAUUGAAUAAGCCGCUGUAAAUAAUAUAUUUUAUUUAACUCAUGUCUGUCAAAGUUGGCAUUUCGGCUACUUACCGCGCGCCUGCAAUUGGCUUGUUGUCUUCUGUGAGUUUUUGCAAAGUUUUUUUGGGAAGUGUAAGCCUAAGUUUUGCAAUUGUUUUUAUAAGUUUAACAAGUUGUGGAAUAGCGGAAUAUUAAUUACAUUUCGAUAAUAUGACGGAAGCUUUGGAAUAUAACGAUAUAUCUACAGAAGUACGCGGAGUGCUUACACCUGGUCGUCUUAAAUUAACUGAACAGAAUAUAAUAUUUAAAAACAUAAAGACUGGAAAAGUCGAUCAAAUUUCCGUAGAUGAUAUUGAUUUAAUAAAUUCGCAGAAGUUUGUUGGCAACUGGGGUUUGCGUGUUUUUACAAAAAAUGGCGUAUUGCAUCGUUUUUGCGGCUUUAAAGAUAGUGAAGUUGAAAAAGUAGCGAAAUUCAUCAAGAAAGCUUAUCACCAAGAGAUGGUGGAAAAGGAGUUGUGCGUUAAAGGCUGGAAUUGGGGUACAGCUCGUUUUAAGGGUUCCAUAUUGAGUUUUGACAAAGACUCAAAGACUAUAUUUGAAGUCCCAUUGACGAAUGUUUCACAAUGUAUGACUGGUAAAAAUGAGGUUACCUUGGAAUUUCAUCAAAACGAUGACGCACCAGUCGGUUUACUUGAGAUGCGUUUUCAUAUACCAACGGUGGAGUCAGCUGAAGAGGAUCCCGUUGAGAGUUUUCAAAAUAAUGUCAUGAGUAAGGCAUCAGUCAUAUCUGCUUCGGGAGAUGCAAUUGCGAUAUUUCGUGAAAUUCAUUGUCUCACGCCACGUGGUCGAUAUGAUAUAAAAAUUUUCUCUACAUUUUUUCAACUACAUGGAAAAACAUUUGAUUAUAAAAUUCCAAUGGAUUCUGUGUUGCGUUUAUUUUUAUUGCCGCACAAAGAUAAUCGUCAAAUGUUUUUUGUGUUGAGUUUAGAUCCACCAAUAAAACAAGGUCAAACUCGGUACCAUUUCUUGGUUUUGCUAUUUGGACCAGAGGAGGAAACUUCUAUUGAGUUGCCAUUCACAGAGGAAGAGCUAAAGGAAAAAUAUGAAAAUAAACUUGAAAAAGAAUUGUCGGGACCUCUGUAUGAAGUAAUGGGCAAAGUAAUGAAGGUGUUGAUAGGAAGAAAGAUUACUGGUCCUGGAAAUUUUAUUGGGCAUUCUGGCACUCCCGCAGUUGGGUGUUCAUUUAAGGCUGCUGCCGGUUAUUUAUAUCCUUUGGAACGCGGUUUUAUUUACAUUCAUAAGCCCCCAGUGCAUAUACGCUUUGAAGAAAUCGCUACUGUGAAUUUCGCACGUAGCGGUGGAUCUACACGCAGUUUCGAUUUUGAAAUUACUCUUAAGAAUGGCACAGUUCAUACAUUCAGUUCAAUUGAGAAGGAAGAAUAUGGCAAACUAUUUGAUUUUAUACAACAAAAGAAGUUGUCUGUUAGCAAUAUUGGCAAAGAUAAGGGUGGCUAUAAAGAUGUUGAUUUUGGUGAUUCAGAUAAUGAAAAUGAACCGGAUGCAUAUUUGGCACGCGUACAAGCUGAAGGUCGUGAAAAGGAGUCAGAUGAUGAUGACGGAUCUGACGAUGAAUCCACCGAUGAAGAUUUUAAGCCGAAUGAAAAUGAAUCUGAUGUUGCUGAGGAAUAUGAUAGCAAUGUUCAAAGUGAUUCUUCAGAUGACUCAGAUGCAAGUGGUGGUGGUGGUGGUGGUGGUGGUGGCGGUGGCGAUUCAGGCGGUGAGUCUAAGAAAAAGCAAAAAAAAGAAAAGAAGGAGAAAAAGGAACGUAAAGAAAAAACAGUGAAAAAAACUUCAAAGAAAAAUAAAGAUGCUAAUAAGCCAAAACGUGCAACAACUGCUUUUAUGUUAUGGUUAAAUGAUAUGCGCGAACAAAUCAAAAAAGACAAUCCUGGAAUAAAGGUAACUGAAAUUGCUAAAAAAGGUGGCGAAAUGUGGAAAGAACUUAAAGAUAAAUCAAAAUGGGAAGAAAAAGCAGCAAAGGAUAAGCAACGUUAUCUCGAUGAAAUGAAAGAUUAUAAGCCGAAAGAUGGUAGUGAUGAUGAAGGUGACAAAGGUACAAAGAACAAACGUAAAAAGGAGACUUCUACGAAAAAAGCAGCUAAUGUCUCUGGCAGUUUUAAAAGCAAAGAAUAUAUAUCUGAAGAUGAUGAUUCAAGUGAUAGCGGCAAGGAUAAGAAAAAGUCAAAUGAUGGAGAACCAGAAAAGAAAAAGUCUAAAACUUCGAGCAAAAUGAAGCCAACAAAACAAGAUAAAAAGAAAGAUGAUAGUGAAGAUGAUGAUGAUAUGAACGAAGAUGACUUAAGUGAAGAGGACGAAUCCGGCAGUGCUUCCGCUGUAGACAGCGAUUAAAUCUGCUAUAGGCGCCAUUAAAUACAAGCAAAAAAAUAUUUUUUUAUACAAGUUUUAAGUUAUUAUUAUAUAUAGUUAUUAAAAAUAUCGAAUACCACGUUUUUAUAUAGUAUGGUGAAAUACAUACAAAUAUGUGAUUUAACUUCCUAUUCUGUUAUUGAUAUGAACCAUUCUGUUACUUACUAUGUAUUCAAAUCUACAAAUAUUCCAAAAUACAU